Messenger RNA from Melanotaenia boesemani (Boeseman's rainbowfish), 2803 nucleotides. It is a transcript of the gene serac1, whose product is annotated as serine active site containing 1. Lineage: Eukaryota; Metazoa; Chordata; Actinopteri; Atheriniformes; Melanotaeniidae. The transcript has 17 exons. The record is from RefSeq and is a predicted model, not a curated record. Bases 98 to 2077 code for a protein of 659 amino acids.
GACAAAUUUAUGUUGUGUUUUUAACGCCGGCUGCAGUUGUGGAGGACAUUGUCUUAGAUGCUUUAAAGCCUGUCUCUGAAAACACAAGAGGCGGAGGAUGUCUGUUGCUGCUCUUCGUUUGAUCCGCUGUCGGAGAUUGAGCACAGCUGGGCCGCCUGGUGUGAACAAGGUGCUCCAGUGGACAUAUUUAAGAAAAGUUGCUAAAGUAACUGGUGCAGUUGUCUUUGGGGGCAGUCUUUUUAUUACUUAUGAAGUAGUGGCCUUGGAUAAGGCUGUGUCCAUUGAUACUAGUGCAAUCCUACAGGAGAAAUAUAAGUCUUAUAUCUAUCUGAGAGCCACUCCAUCUGCUGAAAAGGAGAAUCUAACUGCAGGACUCACACACAAAGCAAGGAGGGAACUUCAUAAAGCAGCAAGGCGGUUUCUGGGAGCAUCUUCCAGACUCUUACUGCAUUCACUAGAUGAGCACUUGAGCAAUGUGGAUGCAGACCCACACGAGGUUGCAUUAUGGGUGCUGCUGAAGAAGACACAAUCAGCUCAUAAGGCCAUGAGAUUGCAGGCUGUCCAGGAACUUGCAGACAAUCACCACUGGCAUGAUUAUCAGUACCACACUGCAGCUCAGGUUAUCGACCAGCGGACUGCGGUGGGCCUGGCCCGGACUCCUCAGGUAGACCUGCGGUUCUUCAGACACCCGCCUGCGAUGCCUGACUUGGAAGAUGGUUUGUCAGCAGAGGAUGGUUUACGGCAGCUUUUGGCAUCUCUGCCUCAGUCAGAAGUGGACAAAUGUGUUCAGUACUUCACCUCACUGGCACUCAGAGAGAGCACGCAAUCCAUGGCAGCACAAAGGGGUGGUCUGUGGUGUUUUGGUGGCAAUGGGCUGCCUUAUGCCCAAAGUCUCACUUCUGUUCCUUUAGAGAAGGUGGAGUCCUUCUGUCUGCAAGCACUGGUUCAGCACUCAAAGGUACAGAGCCACUGUGACCACAUAGUUGCAAAUGGAGGUCUGCAGCUCCUUCAGAGGGUAUAUCAGCUCCGUAGAGACUCCUUAAAGAUUCAGAGGAACAUCAUUCGUAUUAUAGGAAACCUGGCACUUAAUGAAGGCAUCCAUCAGGCCAUAGUGCAGUCUGGCUGGCUGUCUGUCCUGGCAGAGAUGAUGCAGUCUCCUCAUGUCAUGCAGGCGUCUCAUGCAGCUCGCGCUCUGGCCAACCUGGACAGGGAGACAGUGACAGAGAAAUACCAAGAUGGCGUCUACAUCCUCCACCCACAAACACGUAGCAACCAACCAAUCAAAGCAGAUGUGCUGUUCAUCCAUGGGAUUCUAGGGGCAGCUUUUAAGACUUGGAGGCAGAAAGAUCGCAAUACAUUAGAGGAAGAGAGAGAAGCUGAAAAUGACGAUGACUAUACAGAGUGCUGGCCAAAGUCGUGGUUGGCAGCUGACUGUCCAAAUCUGAGAAUACUAUCGGUGGAGUAUGACAGUCAUCUUAGUGACUGGAUGGCCAAGUGUCCCGCAGAGAAUCAGAGGAAGUCAUUGGCUUACAGAAGUCAAAAGCUUUUAAAGAAGUUAAAGCUGGCAGGAGUUGGAGAACGACCUGUAGUCUGGGUAGCCCACAGUCUUGGAGGAUUGCUUGUGAAGAAAAUGCUGUUGGAUGCAUCUGAAGACCCCGAUAUGCAGAGGUUAUUAAAGAAUACUAAGGGCAUUAUGUUCUAUAGUGUUCCUCACCAUGGCACCUUCAUGGCAGAGUACUCGGUCAACGUUCGAUAUCUCCUCUUUCCCUCUAUAGAAGUCCGAGAACUUUGUAAAGACUCACCAGCUCUGCGCAACCUGAACGAGAGCUUUCUCAACAUUGCCAAAGAAAAUGAAUUCAAGGUGCUAAGCUUUGCAGAGACGCUGCCUACAAACAUUGGUCCAAUGAUCAAGAUACUUGUGGUACCAACUCAGUCAGCGGACCUUGGCAUUGGUGAGCUCAUUGAAGUGGAUGUAGAUCAUCUCAACAUCUGCAAGCCAGAGAAGAAGGAUUCGUUUCUGUACAACCGCAGCCUCCAAUUUAUCCAGGAAGCACUGCAAACCUACAUCAGCCAAUGAUUGAAAUAUACAAGUACAAAAACAAUUAUACAACCUACUGCAUACUUGAUAUGAGGGACACUGCUAACAAGUCCUACCACCAAACCCAAAAGAACACAUAACCGCCUCUCCUCCUCGUUGCACAUUUACACAAAGAACCACUGAUGUGUGAUGUAAACGAUCAUAAAAUAAUUAGUUUUUUUUUUUUUUUAUGUGAAAAGUGUUCAUCUGUGAUAGUAAAACUGGGGGGACUGUAAUUUUUACUCAUCCAUUUAGAUCGGUCAACUUAGGUCAACAAUACUUAAAUCAUGUUAUAAUGAUUGUUUUACAGGACUUAAUCACCAUGUUUACAUGCAAGUUCAGAUAAUAAGAAGCUUUAGUUUUUAACUCCUUUUCAUUUAAGACUUUGCAGCCUAACACAGAACACAUUUAUAUUUUACAUUUAUGUGGAGAUGAGCUGACAUUUCAUUUCCAAUAAUGUUCAUGAAUACUUGGGAGAAGAUUAAUGAUUUAAAAUGUUAUUUUUAUAUUUAUUAUUUUACUCAGACCACUGUAUAAUGCUCGCAGUUUGUGCCUAAAUGUAUUCCUUCCUAUGCCUUACAUUGUAUGAAUCUGGAUUAAUUAUUAGUUCUAAUCACUAUUUAUUUUAAGAGUCUAAUCAAGCAAUUGAACUUUGAUUAGCUUGUGUUUAUGAGCCCAACUGCCAACAAUAAUGCACAUCGCUGGCAAUAAAUUGCAUAAAUGUGA